CUAUUUAAUCAAUUUUUUGUUCAUAUAAUUUAAAUUUUACAACAUGAGUAGUAUAAACUACAGGAAUAGCACUUGAUUUGAAGAUGGUGUUGGGCACCUUCUAAAUUUUGAAAACUUCAAGAACGCAGUUUGUCGGAGAAAAAUGAGAGUCUCAAGACUCAACAAUGUGUCUACAAAGGUUGUAGGCAUCCUGCCCAUUGAUCAGCCUUGCUAUAAAACCUGAAUCAAUCCUCGGAACUCCUUGAGAAAUUCAGAUGCGAAGCCUCUUCAAGGCAAGAAAGCACCAACUUACAGAAAAUCUAUGGGAGUCAACGCUCUUAGGGAUAAAAUCGAUCGUUAUUAUAUCAAUAACAAGUCCUUAGCUUUUGAAGACUGCAUGAACUUCAGUGAAGAUGAAGAGGUUGACCUUGACCCCCCUACCAAGAGAUGGAACCUCAUACAGAAGUUUAUCUGCAGUAAAAACGUGCCUGAUUUCAGUGGUCAGAUAGAGGAAAUCUCUAGGCACAUUCAUGACCCUGCAUCCAGCCAUGGCAAGAGGCGACGAUACAAAUGCAAGAAAUCAAAGGCUCAUGCCAAUGCUUCCCUGAACAUCCCUUUCCAGAACCAAGCCCAGAGAUCAUUUAUGAUUCCUUGUUCGAACAAUUUUAAAAAGGAUAUCCACUGCAAGAUAUUCGCCCCAGUCAGGAAAGGAUCGACAGCUGCACAUGUAGAGGACGAUCAGAGGGAGACAUCCUCCCUUCCUGACAUUGAAACAGUGUCUGAACCUGAACACUGCACAAGUAGCAUUGAUGAUAAAGAAAUAACACAGAAAAAUUCUUUGAAGGAAGAAGGACAGGAAACUGAGCAAAAACCCAAACAAAAAAAAUCAAGGCCUUAUAUACUGUGUGGUUCUUUCUGUAGGAGGGUGAAGAGAAGGAAAUUCUUCAAGCAAAGAGUAGAAAGCUCCAGAAACUCCUCCUUCAUCAUGCCAGAUAUUCAUAGUCUGGGACCAGUAAAGUUGAACUCAUCCCAAUACUCACAAUCAAGUGAGCUUGGCAACCCAAAAGGCUUCAACAACAGAGCAAUCAGGGAAGAAUUCGCUAAGAAAAAGUUUGCCUCCUGCAUCGACGAAGGAUCCAUCAACGAGCCAACGACUGACGAAGAAGCCUCCACCCCAAAAUCUAAAGGAAAAUAUCUGAACCAAUCAAGUAAAAUCUGGAGCUCUUCAACCAACGAAGACCAGACAAAUGUUUCAGAUGGAAGCGAGAAGAACAUUCUCUUCAAAAACUCAGUGAAACUACCCAAUCUGACUCCAAUCCCCAAAGUCCUAAAGAAGACUUACAUCAAUGAGCAUUUCGUCCUCCUCGAGAAAGCCAAGAAAAAGAGGAAGCACCCCAAAGUUAAAAUAGGCAAAAAUAACCUAAAGAGGAGCAAGAAUAUUUAUAAUAUAAGCAUGUGUCCAAAGAAGCAACUUGAGAAACGAUCAGCCUCCCUUGUACCUCAAAUGUAACAUAUGAAAUAGAGGUCCUAGAGGGUGAGAAUAUAAAUGUAUGCACUCUGGUUGUGCUACCUCUAAUCUCUUCCUAAAAAUCCUUCCAAAACAUCGUGUAGCCCAAAAUUU
This is a messenger RNA of Moneuplotes crassus, 1600 nucleotides long. Lineage: Eukaryota; Ciliophora; Spirotrichea; Euplotida; Euplotidae. The record is from the annotation of a GenBank genome assembly.